Messenger RNA from Octopus bimaculoides (California two-spot octopus), 1570 nucleotides. RefSeq names its product chitin deacetylase 7. Gene Ontology annotation, molecular function: hydrolase activity, acting on carbon-nitrogen (but not peptide) bonds. Gene Ontology annotation, biological process: carbohydrate metabolic process. The record is from RefSeq and is a predicted model, not a curated record. NCBI's taxonomy places the organism in Eukaryota, Metazoa, Mollusca, Cephalopoda, Octopoda, Octopodidae.
CAACGAACGCCAGUAUUUUCUUAAUCAUCAAUCAGCUCUGAAACAGAAAGGUUGGAUCAUUUUUUUCUCCUAAUCUUCAUCAACACGGAACGGGCGAACAAUUAAAAUGAAACUGUUAAUCUCAAAACAACCACUUGCUCUGCUUAUUGUUAUCACAUUAUUAAGUAUAUCGAACGGUCAAGAUGACUGCAAUUCAUUGAACUGUGUGCUUCCGAACUGCAAUUGUAAAAGCUCAAAUAUACCACAUGGGUUGUCGAAAGAUGUCGUACCACAGCUUGUCAUGAUUACAUUUGAUGAUGCAGUCACAAUAGAUAACUAUGAAACCUACAGUCAUUUAAUGACCGGUAUUACGAAUCCGAACGGCUGUCCAAUCAGUGCUACUUUCUUUGUCUCACACGAAUACACUAAUUACAAGACAGUACAGCAACUCCAUUCACAGGGCCACGAAAUUGCCAGUCAUUCGAUUUCACAUCGUUUUCCACCAUCUUGGUGGGAAACAGCUAAUUAUACUGAUUGGUAUUCAGAAAUACAGGGUCAGCGUGAAAUGCUUUCUACUUGGGCUCAUAUCGAUAAAUCCGAAAUCAAAGGUAUGCGUGCCCCAUUUCUACAGCCUGGGGGAAACUGGCAAUUUCAGAUUAUUUCAGAUUUAAAACGCGAUGGUUUUAAAUAUGAUGCUUCAUUAGUCUCUUACAUUCAUAAAAUUGAUCCAUACGCUCCUCCAAUAUGGCCGUAUACCCUAGACUUUCCAUCAGUUGAUGAUUGUGGGGUAAAACCGUGUCCAGAUUGGACAUUUCGUGGUUUAUGGGAAAUCCCAUUGGUCGAAUACGAAGACAAAGACGGUACUCUUUGCGCUAUGUUAGAUGAAUGUGAUACGUCUAGGUCAGAAGAAGAGCUUUAUAAUGUCAUUAUGAAGAACUUCGAGAACCAUUACAAUACCAACAGGGCUCCUUUCGGAAUUUAUAUGCAUUCACCAUGGUUAAAAAAUCCUUCUAAUUUUAAUGUGGUUCGGCGAUUUAUGCAAGACAUAUCUACUCGGGGUGAUGUUUGGUUUGUGUCACAAUCAAAAGUACUUGAUUGGAUCCAAAAUCCUAAGACACUGCAAUCGAUGGACACGUUUUCACCAUUUAAUUAUCAGGAGUAUUUCAAUCGGCAACACGCUCGAGCAACACGUAAAAUGAAGCUUUGGAGUCAGUCGACCGGAUUAAAUUUUCCAGGUAGGACUACAGAAACCCUUUAUAAUGAUGCAACUCCAUCUUACGACUAUGGGGAGUCAUAUGGUGUAUAUUACAACGGUCAAAAUGAACCAGGCUUCAUACCAUAUCUAAAACCAAAUGAAGAUGCAAAUCAUCAAGAAGGUUAUUAUUCUGAAGAUUCUGGAACACCAGAACGAGAAGCAGGUGACGCCAAAUUAACAUCAAAUCUUCUUGCGUCUAUCUUAGGUCCAAAAAAUAUGGCGAGAAUCGGUGUUAGUCGUAAAAAGAGACAGUCCAACACAUUCCAUGAACUUCACAUAUGUUCGGAAUAUUGUCCUUUUCGGUACCCUUGGCUUAACAACAUCGAUGGCCAAUAA